This is a messenger RNA of Piliocolobus tephrosceles (Ugandan red Colobus), 3017 nucleotides long. RefSeq names its product TRPM8 channel associated factor 2 (gene TCAF2). Gene Ontology annotation, biological process: negative regulation of anion channel activity; positive regulation of protein targeting to membrane. The transcript has 8 exons. The record is from RefSeq and is a predicted model, not a curated record. Gene Ontology annotation, molecular function: transmembrane transporter binding. NCBI's taxonomy places the organism in Eukaryota, Metazoa, Chordata, Mammalia, Primates, Cercopithecidae. Gene Ontology annotation, cellular component: plasma membrane. Bases 66 to 2825 code for a protein of 919 amino acids.
GAGCCAGUCCCUCAGUCCCCAGGGAUCCUCAGUCCCCAGCACUGCUCAGGGCAGCUGAUAGAACCAUGGCGACCACUGCCGCUGCUGCAUUCGAGGCUCUCAUGGAUGGAGUGACAUGCUGGGAUGUCCCCAGAGACCCCGUCCCCAGUGAACUCCUUCUUAUUGGAGAGGCUGCCUUCCCCGUGAUGGUGAAUGACAAGGGCCAGGUGCUCAUUGCUGCCUCCUCCUACGGCCAAGGCCGCCUCGUGGUUGUGUCCCAUGAGGGCUACCUGUUGCAUGCUGGCUUGGCUCCAUUUCUCCUCAAUGCAGUGAGUUGGCUGUGCCCCUGCCCUGGGGCUCCCAUGGGAGUGCAUCCAUCCCUGGCACCUCUAGUAAACAUCCUGCAGGAUGCUGGGCUUGAGGCACAGGUUAAGCCGGAACCAGGAGAGCCCCUAGGGGUUUACUGCAUCAAUGCCUACAAUGACACCAUGACUGCAACACUGAUCCAGUUUGUGAAACAUGGAGGGGGCUUGUUAAUCGGGGGCCAGGCCUGGUACUGGGCCAGCCAGCAUGGCCCUGAGAAGGUGCUCUCCAGGUUCCCUGGGAACAAGGUGACAAGUGUGGCUGGAGUGUACUUCACCGACACCUAUGGGGACAGAGACCGGUUCAAGGUCUCUAAGAAGGUGCCCAAGAUCCCACUCCAUGUCAGGUGUGGGGAGGAUGUCAGGCAGGACCAGCAGCAGCUCCUGGAGGGGAUCUCAGAGCUGGACAUCAGGACAGGGGGAGUCCCCUCACAGCUGCUGGUGCAUGGAGCCCUGGCCUUCCCUCUGGGGCUGGAUGCCUCACUCAACUGCUUCCUGGCAGCUGCUCUCUAUGGCCGGGGCCGUGUGGUCCUGGCUGCCCAUGAGUGCCUGCUGUGUGCUCCCAAAAUGGGGUCCUUCUUGCUCAAUGCGGUGCGCUGGCUGGCCAGAGGCCAGACAGGCAAAGUGGGGGUGAACACAAAUCUAAAAGAUCUGUGUCCCCUCCUAUCAGAACAUGGCCUGCAAUGCAGCCUGGAGCCCCAUCUGAAUAGUAACUUGUGUGUCUACUGCUGCAAGGCGUACAGUGACAAGGAGGCAAAGCAGCUGCAGGAGUUUGUGGCCGAGGGUGGGGGGCUGCUGAUUGGGGGCCAGGCCUGGUGGUGGGCCUCCCAGAACCCUGGCCACUGCCCCUUGGCUGGCUUCCCUGGUAAUGUCAUCCUCAACUGCUUUGGCCUCAGCAUCCUGCCUCAGACUCUCAAAGCAGGCUGUUUCCCCGUUCCCACCCCUGAGAUGAGAAGCUACCACUUCCGCAAGGCGCUCUCUGAAUUCCAGGCUAUCCUGAACCACGAGAAUGGGAACUUGGAAAAGAGCUGUCUGGCAAAGUUGAGAGUUGAUGGUGCAGCCUUCCUGCAGAUUCCUGCGGAGGGGAUCCCUGCUUACGUAUCCCUGCACAGGCUCCUGAGGAAGAUGCUACGAGGGUCAGGCCUCCCAGCUGUGAGCCGGGAAAAUCCAGUUGCCAGUGACUCCUAUGAGGCUGCCAUGCUCUCCCUGGCCACUGGGCUGGCUCACUCUGGAACUGACUGCUCCCAGCUGGCCCAGGGGCUUGGUACCUGGACCUGCUCCUCUAGUUUGUACCCCUCAAAACACCCCAUCACUGUGGAGAUUGACGGAAUCAACCCAGGCAACAGUGAUUGCUGGGUAAGUACCGGGCUCUACCUCCUGGAAGGACAAAAUGCGGAAGUCUCACUGUCUGAAGUUGCUGCCUCUGCUGGCCUCCGGGUACAGAUUGGCUGCCACACCGAUGACCUAACCGAGGCCAGGAAGCUAUCUCGAGCCCCCGUGGUGACUCAUCAGUGCUGUAUGGACAGGACUGAACGGUCAGUCUCCUGCCUCUGGGGCGGCCUCCUCUACGUCAUCGUGCCCAAGGGCAGCCAACUAGGCCCUGUGUCUGUCACUAUCAGGGGGGCUGUGCCUGCCCCAUACUAUAAGCUGGGUAAGACAUCACUAGAAGAGUGGAAGAGGCAGAUGCAGGAGGACCCUGCUCCCUGGGGAGAGCUGGCCACGGACAACAUCAUCCUGACAGUGCCAACCACAAACCUCCAGGCCCUGAAGGACCCCGAGCCUGUGCUCCGCCUCUGGGAUGAGAUGAUGGAGGCUGUGGCCAGGCUGGCAGCUGAACCCUUCCCUCUCCGCCGUCCCGAGAGGAUUGUGGCUGAUGUGCAGAUCUCUGCUGGCUGGAUGCAUUCAGGAUACCCCAUCAUGUGCCACCUGGAGUCUGUGAAGGAGAUCAUCAACGAGAUGGACAUGAGGAGCAGGGGUGUGUGGGGCCCCAUCCAUGAGCUGGGCCACAACCAACAGCGGCAUGGAUGGGAGUUCCCCCCGCACACUACUGAGGCCACCUGCAACCUUUGGUCAGUCUACGUGCAUGAAACAGUCCUAGGGAUCCCCAGGGCUCAGGCCCACGAGGCUCUGAGCCCUCCAGAGCGAGAGAAGAGGAUCAAGGCCCACCUGGGAAAGGGAGCCCCUCUGUGUGACUGGAAUGUGUGGACAGCCCUGGAAACAUAUCUACAGCUCCAGGAGGCCUUCGGGUGGGAGCCAUUCACCCAGCUCUUUGCUGAGUACCAGACCCUCUCUCAUCUCCCCAAAGACAACACUGGCAGGAUGAACCUAUGGGUAAAGAAGUUCUCUGAGAAAGUGAAGAAGAACCUGGUUCCCUUCUUUGAGGCCUGGGGCUGGCCUGUCCAGAAGGAGGUGGCUGACAGCCUGGCCUCCCUACCAGAGUGGCAGGAAAACCCCAUGCAAGUAUACCUCCGUGCCAAGGAGUGAAGGAUGCCCUGCAAGGCGGGAGAGAAAAAGCAGGGUCACGCUGGCAACUCCACUAUGAGGCUUUGGCCAUGUGUGCUCAGUAUCUGGAGCCUGGAUCCCGCUUCCAAGCCUGACCACUAGAUGGUGGCCAAGGUCAUAAGAAAAAAUGGAACCCCUUUCUGAAAAAGGUGCCUUCUGCUUCUUUUUAUUGUU